AUUAACUAUCUGUCGAGUGGUUGUUAUUAUGCGGUUUUGCUUAAUUUUGACUUUAACUAUUUGCGUAUCCGUAAAAACGUUUUUUUGGAAUUAAAAUUUAUGGCCCAAAGUCUUCAUGAAAUCAAUUUAAGUUCGCUAUCGUGGAAAAAUAUUAAAAAUGAUAGCCUUGAUCUCGAAUAUGCCGUAACUAUCCCAAGGUCAAUUGCUAAUACUUUAUUAAAGGAACUUGAAGAAACUCUGUGUUAUUAUACUGGAGAUCUAGCGAAAAUAAAAGUUUUUGGUAAGAUUUAUCCGUUACCUCGCCAACAAGUGGCCUUUGGUGAUCCUGGUAUAUCUUAUACGUAUUCUGGAAUCACAGUUCCGGCCUUGCCAUGGACUCCUGCAAUACUCAGUAUAAGAGACUUUUUGUUCAAAUUGAAGGGUAUUAAAUAUGACUUUGUCUUGGUAAAUAAGUACAGAAAUGGAAACGAUCACAUGGGUGAACAUAGAGACAAUGAACCCGAUCUUGAUCCAAAUUUUCCAAUAGCUUCUGUUUCUUUUGGAGCGGAAAGACCGUUCAUAUUAAAACAUAGAGAUGCAAGGAAGCCAGGACCAAAUAAAAAAGCGAUACCAAAGAUUACAAUCAAUUUGGAGCAUGGGAGUGUACUAUUGAUGAAUCCACCUACAAAUGAAGUGUGGUAUCAUAGUUUGCCUACUCGUAAAAGGAUACUGGGUGCAAGGAUAAAUUUAACUUUUCGUAAAAUGCGUACAAAAAACAUUUCAUAAUAAAGUGAUGUUUUCAUA
Molecule: messenger RNA, 783 nt
Organism: Vanessa tameamea
Lineage: Eukaryota; Metazoa; Arthropoda; Insecta; Lepidoptera; Nymphalidae
Product: DNA oxidative demethylase ALKBH2-like
Exons: 5
Coding region: 100-765 (221 amino acids)
Biological process (GO): DNA repair; DNA alkylation repair
Molecular function (GO): cytosine C-5 DNA demethylase activity; ferrous iron binding
Source: RefSeq, a predicted model, not a curated record